Messenger RNA from Haliotis rubra (blacklip abalone), 1504 nucleotides. RefSeq names its product low-density lipoprotein receptor-related protein 4-like. Lineage: Eukaryota; Metazoa; Mollusca; Gastropoda; Lepetellida; Haliotidae. Gene Ontology annotation, molecular function: calcium ion binding. The record is from RefSeq and is a predicted model, not a curated record. Bases 2 to 1363 code for a protein of 453 amino acids. The transcript has 9 exons.
CAUGAGGAUGUACAAACAAUCAGGAGGAGACAAGCUUAUGGCUCUCGGCAGCGCUGUUGAUCCACAUAGUGUGAAGCCGUUCCAUCCUGAUAUGCAACCAGAAGGGAAACCCGCGUGUGGGCCGGAUAACGGAGGCUGUCUAAUCUGUCUCCCAACUGUCAGGAAUGGCUCGAGACACAGCUUCCGGUGCGCAUGUCCAGAUGGACUGUCCCUUGGUGACGAUAAGAAGACCUGUCGUACGCCAAAGGCAUGUAAAGCCGGAUACGAAGCCGUGGAGGGUGGCUGUAAGGAUGUGGACGAGUGCAGCCAGCCGGGUUCCUGCUCCCACACCUGCCACAACACACCGGGAAGCUUUACUUGCACCUGUCGCCAUGGAUUCAUCCUCGUCAACGGAACUCGGUGUCGACAUGAAGCGCAAGGUCCUGCUCCCGCCUUACUUGUCGUGGACUGGCGAAGACUCCGUAUGAUAGACCAACUAGACUCCCCCACCCCACGGGUGGUCAACAUUCGUCGCCAUGCGGCCAUGAAGCGAGCUGUCGCAGUAGAUGUGGACCAGGAAAUCGGGCGUAUCUUCUGGGCAGAUCUCAUGUCACAUUCCAUUAACAUGGCCACUCUGAAUGGAAGCACUCUGCUAUCACCAACUGUACUGGUUACCUCCGGGAUAAGAUUCCCCGAGAGCGUGGCGUAUGACUGGCUACACAAGGCUCUGUACUGGGUGGACGCAGAGGAUGGUGCCAUCAGGGUGAUCACUCUGGAGACCAGCCUCACCAGGACAGUGCAUAGACAUCUGGAUAGACCACGAGCCCUAGCGCUUGAUCCAAAUGAAGGACGCUUGUACUUGAGUACUUGGGGGAAGACACCGAGUAUAGAGACGAGCGGGAUGGACGGGUCAGGGAGGACGGCUAUCAUCACAACCGACAUCGAAUGGCCAAAUGGUUUGACUAUAGACUAUGGUGAACGGCGUUUAAUGUGGACUGACGGGAGCAUAGGUGUUGUCUACAGCUCCGACAUGGACGGCAGUAAUCGAAGAGUACUAUUUUUCAGCCAUAGUGAACAACAUCAACAUAUGUUCUCUGUGGCUGUUAUAGAGGAUUACGUCUACUGGACAGACUGGAGCCGACGGACACUCUCCAGAGUCCUCAAGACUGGUGGUGGCAUGAGGACAUAUACCACGGUGGCGUUCAGAAGACCAGUAGAUGUCAAGGUCAUACAUCGUUACACACAACCCAAAGGCACAAACCGAUGUGGCAUCAAUAAUGGUGGGUGUUCCCACAUCUGUUCACCUGCUGCUGGCGGGAGAAUGUUCACCUGCCAGUGCCCGGAUCACAUCGACGUCGGCCCCCCGUGUCUGGAUCCUGCUUAGAGAUAUACUUCAAAUACACAGUUAUACACGAUGCCGUGUAACGUUAUAAGAAUUUAUGAUUCGUUGGGAAAUAUCACUUGAGUGUGAAGCAUGUGAUGUUCAUUUACACGCGCACCCCAAUAAACAUUUAUCUCACCAGUA